Messenger RNA from Vombatus ursinus (common wombat), 1545 nucleotides. It is a transcript of the gene CUNH11orf16, whose product is annotated as chromosome unknown C11orf16 homolog. The record is from RefSeq and is a predicted model, not a curated record. Bases 83 to 1354 code for a protein of 423 amino acids. Lineage: Eukaryota; Metazoa; Chordata; Mammalia; Diprotodontia; Vombatidae. The transcript is spliced from 6 exons.
AAAUGCCGUUAACGUCGAUGUGGGCAGGGGUAGCCAGGAGGAUGAAGGUGGGCGCAGAGGCGAGGCAAUAUCAUUGAAGGCGAUGGAAUCCUUAGCAGGGCCCUGGAUGCCUUCACUCAAGUACUGCAGUGUGAACACAGCCCAGAAGAGUCCCUGCUGUGUCAAUGCCUCUGCUCCCGGGAACGCCCUCUCCGCCUGUCCUCUUGUACUCCAGGUUCCCUGUUUUAUCAGACAUCACUCCGCUGCAAGGUGUGCCUGGGGUCGGCCAGAUCUGUACAGGACUGACCUACAAGGGAAGGGGGCCAGACUGGAGUAUGGCGACACAUCAGUCCUUGCCAGGAGGGAAUCAGAUGGCUUUUACUACAGGGCUCAAAUAAAACAAACACCAGAGCUGGGGAGGCGGGGUAAACUCCUUGUGGAGUUUGAGGCCCCCCAUUCCACAGAUACAAAAUCCUCAGGCCCACUACAGAGCACAACAACAGAGGAUGUCAUCCAGCACUCACGGGCCUUAGAGCACUCCCUACUCCCUGGAGACAAGGUUCUGGCACCCUGGGAACCAAAGCAGGAGAGAUAUGGGCCAGGCACUGUGGUGCAAGGCCUGGAGACCAGAGAUCCUCAGAGAGCCUCAGAGGAUGAAGAAAUCACUGUCUGCUUUUGGAAUGGCAAGAUGGUCAAAGUGCCCUUAGGGGUAGCCAUAUGGAUACCCCCAGCCUGUUGGGAGAAGGCUGUGGAGAUGUUGCACAAGCCAUUAGAUAGCAGUUGGCCAAAGCCCGGAGAGCAUCUUUGUACCAUCCCCUGGACUCCCCGCUGUCCUCUCCUGGGAUCUACCCUUGGGUAUACUGUGGAGGGGCUUCUUCUGGGCUCUUUCUUGUGCCCGUCCCAGCAUCUUUACCCCAAACCCCACAACCACUGUCCACUGUUGCCUAACGGCUGCCUCUGCUGUUGUUCCUUAGCCUGCUCUACCUGGUGGCCUCUCACCAGGACAUUAGAGGACACAACUGGGGACCCCCUAGAUGCAGACCCCAAAGCCACAGCACAACUUCUGGAGUUAGACAAUCCCAGGGACAAAAAAGUGGCAGCUCACGUUUGCGUGGGUGUUACUUCUUCCUCUUCCUCCUCUUCUUCCUACUCUUUCUCUUCUGAAGAGGAGGAUUUGGGGAGUGAUCUGAAGAAAGCGCUUCCUCAAAGAAUUAUGGUAGACAGCACUGUCAACACUGACACCAGCCUUUUUGAGAAGCCCCUGAGACAGAAGGUCCUCAGUCAGCCACCCUGGAAAUACUGGAAGAGAAAUGGCCUAGAGCCCGGUCAAAGAAAGCCAGGCAAAGAGUCACUGAGGAAACUUAUAGACACUUGAGACUCAAGAGUUGUUCUAGCCAGGUCCUUUCCACUAUCUGGAAUAACUCCUUCAGUACCAUGGCACAACCAAUACUGACUCAUUCUGGAGGAUAGGAACAAGGUGUUGCUGCAGCUCUCUCCUGGGAGAGACAGAGAGGCAGCCGAAGGAGAAGCUGGACACAUGCUGUAGAGGUGAAAGCUGGCAAGAAA